Molecule: messenger RNA, 447 nt
Organism: Closterium sp. NIES-65
Lineage: Eukaryota; Viridiplantae; Streptophyta; Zygnematophyceae; Desmidiales; Closteriaceae
Source: the annotation of a GenBank genome assembly
AUGGGGGACGGCCUGACGGCAUUCAACACCCUUCAGGGGAGCUUCGGCCUACCCGACGCCAUCUCUGACCGUGAGCUCGUGAAGGCCGGUAAGAAGACGGCCAUCCAGUGGUGGACGUGGCACGGGACGGAGCACCCCGAGCUGACAACGCUUGCUUGCCGCGUUCUCUCUCAGCCAGUGUCCGCAUCGGGGUGUGAGAGGAACUGGGCAGUGUGGGAAUUGAUCCACACUGCUAAGCGCAACAGGUUGGGGUCCGAGAAGUGUCGGGACCUCGUGUAUGUUGCGCACAAUUGGAACAUUGUGCGCAACUGGCACAAGGGGGCUGAGUGGGUGACGGUUCUCCCGGGGAACAUCCCUGAGGCCUCCCUGCCGGAAGGGUACAACGAGGUUCUGGAGGAGGAUGAGGAGGAGGGGGAGGAGGAUGAGCUGGAGGAUGAGUACAAGUAG